AAUUGGGGGAACUACACACCGUGGUGUGAAUGCGUGAGGCAAAACAAAAAGAGAUGGGCACAGAAGGAAAAUAAUGAGAUCAUGUUGGAGAGUGAUGAAAAAAGAUUGGUGGGGAUUAGAAUGCACUUACACUUACAUGCGCACUAAGAAGAAAGCACACAAAGGCACAAUUUGAAUCAAAACAAAAUCCCCUGACUCUGUGGGCCCAUUUCCACCAUAGCCAAGAACCAGCACCCACCUCAACACUCACCACAUCAUUGCCAUCAAGAAUUUUCUUGUACUCUUUCUUGCUUUCAUCAACAAUUGCACCCACAACACAAUUCUUACCAACAACAUUUCUCAUUUUCCAGAAAAAUCCAUCACUUAAAACAGAGUGUUUCUUUGUUUUUUCCUCUCUUAAUUUGGGUCUAAAUCUUCUUUCUAAAAGACUAAUAUAACUUUUCUUUGGUAAUGGGAGGUUGGUGAGUAAGUGGGUCUUGGUCUGUUUCUGGAUUUAGUGUGAUGGGGAAUUGCUGGUGUGGGUGGGAACCCUCUGUUUACAGAGUCUCAUCCAAUGCAAAGUCAGAACAAAGCCCAUCAGUGAGAGAGAGGAAGGAGGAUAGUAAGUUACCAUCAAAUCCAGAAGAAGUGGAAGACCUACGCCGUGAUUCAGCAACAAAUCCAUUGAUUGCAUUCACCUUUAAUGAACUAAAGAUAAUCACAGGAAACUUUAGGCAUGACCGAGUGUUAGGAGGAGGAGGAUUUGGAAGUGUUUAUAAAGGGUUUAUUUCUGAGGAUUUAAGAGAAGGGCUUCCUCCCAUUCCUGUAGCUGUCAAGGUCCAUGAUGGUGACAAUAGUCAUCAAGGCCACAGAGAAUGGCUGGCAGAAGUCAUAUUUUUGGGGCAGCUUUCUCAUCCAAAUUUGGUAAAAUUGAUUGGAUAUUGCUGUGAAGACCAACAACGGGUACUAAUAUAUGAAUAUAUGGCUCGGGGAAGUGUGGAAAACAAUCUUUUUUCAAGAGUGUUGCUUCCUUUGCCAUGGUCCAUUAGAAUGAAAAUUGCAUUUGGUGCUGCAAAAGGACUUGCCUUUCUCCACGAAGCUGAGAAACCUGUCAUCUAUCGUGAUUUUAAGACAUCUAAUAUUCUGUUAGACUUGGACUACAAUGCAAAGCUCUCUGACUUUGGCCUUGCAAAAGAUGGACCAGUGGGAGACAAGUCUCAUGUUUCUACUCGCAUAAUGGGAACAUAUGGAUAUGCUGCACCUGAGUAUAUUAUGACGGGCCAUCUAACUCCUAGAAGUGAUGUUUAUAGUUACGGUGUUGUUCUUCUUGAACUUCUGACUGGAAGAAAGUCUUUAGACAAGUCACGACCAGCACGAGAGCAGAACCUAACGGAUUGGGCUCUACCAUUGCUUAAAGAGAAAAAAAAAUUGCUCAAUAUCAUUGAUCCAAGACUAGAAGGAGAUUAUCCUAUCAAAGGAGUUAACAAGGCUGCCAUGCUAGCUUAUCAUUGCUUAAACCGGAAUCCAAAGGCAAGGCCUCUAAUGAGAGAUAUUGUGGACUCCUUGGAGCCUCUACAGGUUUCUACUGAGGUUUCAACUGAAAAAACUAUGCCUACUGUAAUAAUUGAGGUUCCAAAUGCUGAGUUAAAAAGAAAAGAAGAUGCAUAGAGUAACUAAAUUGAUCCUGGUUUUUCUCAUUUAAGCUUCUCCAGCUUAAAGGGAGAGUUUUUGUAUUAGGUAGCUUCUUUUUAAUGUGGGUUUGGAAGGAAAAUUUUAUGCUUGGUUAUUUUUUUCCUUUGGCUAUAACAUGUUGGUUGCAGUUA
This is a messenger RNA of Quercus lobata, 1802 nucleotides long. Its product is annotated as Protein kinase superfamily protein. Gene Ontology annotation, biological process: protein phosphorylation. Bases 502 to 1647 code for a protein of 381 amino acids. Gene Ontology annotation, molecular function: ATP binding; protein kinase activity. The record is from RefSeq and is a predicted model, not a curated record. The transcript has 6 exons. Lineage: Eukaryota; Viridiplantae; Streptophyta; Magnoliopsida; Fagales; Fagaceae.